UGUCCUCGCCCCUCCAUGCUCGAGCCUGGGCUGUCAUGGAGGAGGGAAGGGGAGGAGCGAGGCCUACUGAGCGCUGCCGCCGGUCUGGUUGCCGGCCGGACCUGCUGCGUUUCACACGAGCCUCUUCCAUUCAUUCAUGCUUUCCGCGCAGUGCGCACGCCUCAGAGAAGCGAAUGGGUCUACAUCCAGCUGUUCUUCCGAGUCCUUGUCGUCUGGAAGACUUCUAAGGAAACCACCCCUACUGCUAAUCCCCCGCCUACAGAAGAAGAGAAAACAGAAUCUAAUCAGGAGGUUGCUAACCCAGAACACUAUAUUAAACAUCCUUUACAAAACAGAUGGGCACUCUGGUUUUUUAAAAAUGAUAAAAGCAAAACUUGGCAAGCAAACCUUCGGCUGAUCUCUAAGUUUGAUACUGUUGAAGACUUUUGGGCCCUGUACAACCAUAUCCAGUUGUCUAGUAAUUUAAUGCCUGGCUGUGACUACUCACUUUUUAAGGAUGGUAUUGAGCCUAUGUGGGAAGAUGAGAAAAACAAAAGAGGAGGACGAUGGCUAAUUACAUUGAACAAACAGCAGAGACGAAGUGACCUGGAUCGCUUUUGGCUAGAGACGCUGCUGUGCCUUAUUGGAGAAUCUUUUGAUGACUACAGUGAUGAUGUAUGUGGAGCUGUUGUUAAUGUUAGAGCUAAAGGUGAUAAGAUAGCAAUAUGGACUACUGAAUGUGAAAACAGAGAUGCUGUUACACAUAUAGGGAGGGUAUACAAGGAAAGGUUAGGACUUCCUCCAAAGAUAGUGAUUGGUUAUCAGUCCCAUGCAGACACAGCUACUAAGAGCGGCUCCACCACUAAAAAUAGGUUUGUUGUUUAAGAAGACACCUUCUGAGUAUUCUCGUAGGAGACUGCGUCAAGCAAUCGAGAUUUGGGAGCUGAACCAAAGCCUCUUCAAAGCAGAGUGGACUGCAUUUAAAUUUGAUUUCCAUCUAAAUGUUGCUAAGAUAUAAGAGAAGUCUCAUUCGCCUUUGUCUUGUACUUCUGUGUUCAUUUUUUUUUUUUUUUUUUUUUUUUUUAAAUUUUGGCUAGAAUGUCCACUAUCCCAAUCAAAGAAUUACAGUACACAUCGUCCUCAGAAUCUGUAAAUGUGUUCCUGGCCCACUCUGUAAUAGCUUAGUAGAAUUACCAUUACAAACACAUUUUACCCAUCCACAAUAUUAAAGAAAGAACUUGCAUUUCUAUACCUUACAGGAAAAAAAUUCUGUUUAUGUUCUAUUGUAUGCAGGAGCAUAUUUUGCUGGUUUGAAAGAGUAUGAUGCAUACAGUUUUCUAGCAAUUUUCUUUGUUUCUUUUUACAGCAUUGUCUUUGCUGUACUCUUGCUGAUGGCUGCUAGAUUUUAAUUUAUUUGUUUCCCUACUUGAUAACAUUAGUGAUUCUGAUUUCAGUUUUUCAUUUGUUUUGCUUUUGUUUUUUUCCUCAUGUAACAUUGGUGAAGGAUCCAGGAAUAUGACACAAAGGUGGAAUAAACAUUAAUUUUGUGCAUUCUUUGGUAAUUUUUUUGUUUUUUUGUAACUAGAAAGCUUUGCUACAAAUUUAUGCAUUUCAUUCAAAUCAGUGAUCUAUGUUUGUGUGAUUUCCUAAACAUAAUUGUGGAUUAUAAAAAAUGUAACAUCAUAAUUACAUUCCUAAUUAGAAUUAGUAUCUCUGUUUUUGUAUCUUUAUGCUGUAUUUUAACACUUUGUAUUACUUAGGUUAUUUUGCUUUGGUUAAAAAAUGGCUCAAGUAGAAAAGCGGUCCCAUUCAUAUUAAGACAGUGUACAAAACUGUAAAUAAAAUGUGUACAGUGAAUUGUC
Molecule: messenger RNA, 1841 nt
Organism: Diceros bicornis minor
Lineage: Eukaryota; Metazoa; Chordata; Mammalia; Perissodactyla; Rhinocerotidae
Gene: EIF4E
Product: eukaryotic translation initiation factor 4E
Exons: 7
Coding region: 16-864 (282 amino acids)
Biological process (GO): translational initiation
Cellular component (GO): eukaryotic translation initiation factor 4F complex; cytoplasm
Molecular function (GO): translation initiation factor activity; RNA 7-methylguanosine cap binding
Source: RefSeq, a predicted model, not a curated record